Molecule: messenger RNA, 717 nt
Organism: Saitoella complicata NRRL Y-17804
Lineage: Eukaryota; Fungi; Ascomycota; Saitoellomycetes; Saitoellales; Saitoellaceae
Product: ras-like GTP-binding protein RYL2
Exons: 3
Coding region: 1-717 (238 amino acids)
Molecular function (GO): GTPase activity; GTP binding
Source: RefSeq, a predicted model, not a curated record
AUGAGUAUCGACCGAGUAGAGGCAAAGGUCGUGAUACUCGGCGCUCAAGGUGUGGGCAAGACCGCAUUGUGCGUGCGGUACAUACACGGAGGAUGGACUGCGCAGUCCGCUUCGACAAUUGGUGCCUCCUUUCUUACCAAGAAAGUUCAGGUGGAUGAAUGCGAAGUAAGGCUGCAGCUUUGGGACACAGCUGGACAAGAGCGGUUUCGUUCGAUGACGCCAAUGUACUACCGCGGCUCGCAGGCAGCGAUAUUGUGUUAUGACAUUACUUCACGAGCGUCUUUCCACGCCGUCGAAACUUGGUUGAGCGAGCUGAGGAAGAACACGAGUCACCACAUGAUCAUACACGUGGUGGGCACCAAGGCGGAUUUGGUCGUUGCGGAUCCGUCUAAACGAGAGGUUCAGUUUGAUGAAUGUGUCGCAUUUGCUACGAAACAUGCCGACGCCUUUGGUCAAAUGUCGCAUAUCGCAACGGCGAAAUCGGGAGCAAACGAUAUACCAAACUAUGCACUAGUCGAAGGCGCCUGCCAUGAAAUCAGCAGCAAAGACGAUCAAGGGGUCGAAGAGCUAUUUAAUGCUGUCACACGCAAUCUUGUAGAGCGCCGCGAAGAGAUAGAGCGCGAGAGGGAAGCCUUGUAUAACAGGAGACAGAACAGUGUGCAGAUUUCUGCAGAUGUCUAUCCUAGAGAAGCACCCGACUCGUCUAGGUGCUGCUAA